Messenger RNA from Aspergillus nidulans FGSC A4, 894 nucleotides. RefSeq lists its product as uncharacterized. Lineage: Eukaryota; Fungi; Ascomycota; Eurotiomycetes; Eurotiales; Aspergillaceae. The transcript is spliced from 2 exons. The coding region runs from base 1 to 894 and encodes 297 amino acids. The record is from RefSeq and is a predicted model, not a curated record.
AUGGAUCGGCUUCUGGUAGAGCUGCUUGAAAUCAUUAUUUUGUUUACUCUACAAGCUUCUCUGAAGCAUCUAUUGAGCGUGAACAGGCUAUUCCGGGCCCUCUGUAUUCCUUCACUCUUUCAGUCUGUUCAGGUCGGAGUUACCUUCGCGCAACUGGAGGGUUUGCUGCAGAUAUCAAAGUCUUCAUUUGCUCCAUUUGUGAGAGCUAUACGAUAUGAGGCAAAUGCCCUUCUCGAUCCCAAAAAGGAAAAGAUCUUAUGGACAAGUCAGGAUAUACUGUGCAUGUCCCUUCGCGACCUUCCCAAUCUGCACACUCUUGAGAUUAAUCUCGUGAACAGAAUCAAAGACCAAUUCGGCCAUGCUUCAGGCUGUAUGCUUCCAUAUCAUGAUUACUAUCUCGGUCCCUUGGAGAAACUUCUGACAGCCGCUGUGAUGGCUCGAAAAAACAGUGUGAUGAUUCGAGCAUUCCACAUAAGAGGUUUCUACCAUCAGGCUGCCAUAGAGGACUGUUUUUUGCAGGCGCUGGCUUCCAAAGCGUUGCCUGAUGUGGAGGAGAUAUGCAUUACAUCUACAUCCCCGAUGUUGCCUUUUCUUAACAAGCUCCCGCUUUUGAAGCUUCAGCAUCUUGAGCUUAUAGAUAUUUGGCUGUCUCUUCCAGCUCUGGAAAACUUCAUUCGCCAGGCGGUGCAUCUCAAGUCGCUAUAUCUGGAGGAUGUCUGGCUAGUUGACGAGUUAGCAGCCCAUCCGGGUGGUGAGUUUGGUAUAUCAAAGGGCCUUGCAACUACUAUCAUUGAAGUCCUGACACGACUAAGCCGGCCACUUGAGAUGACCAUAACACAUUGCGGAAAUACACGGCAGUUUGGGAGUAACAGCACCACAGUCUUUCAAUCCUAG